Sinocyclocheilus grahami is the source of this 3811-nucleotide messenger RNA. RefSeq names its product polymerase (DNA directed) nu (gene poln). The coding region runs from base 1 to 3492 and encodes 1163 amino acids. The record is from RefSeq and is a predicted model, not a curated record. Gene Ontology annotation, molecular function: DNA binding; DNA-directed DNA polymerase activity. Gene Ontology annotation, biological process: DNA-templated DNA replication; double-strand break repair. The transcript has 25 exons. NCBI's taxonomy places the organism in Eukaryota, Metazoa, Chordata, Actinopteri, Cypriniformes, Cyprinidae.
AUGGAAAGCUACCUCUGCAGCAGUCUGAACACAGCACCUCUCUCUGCAGCUGCACAGAGUGUCAUAUCAGCCCUUCGGGUCCAGUAUGUGCACAGAACAGACAGAAGCAGAGCUAGCUUAUCUGGUAGAGGUUUUGGACUGUCUCAGCAGCAAGACAGAGAUGACAGAAAUAAAGAUUUGUUUGCAGGGAAAAACAGAACAUUGGAUUCUAAUGAUCUGGUGGAAGAUUCAAACCACUUCAAGUUAAGUAAUGAGACCAGUAAUGAGAGGUUUGCACUGUACUAUGCUGGUGAUAUGAUAAAGCCCAACGUCCAGCCUUCUAUACCGGGAGCACAGGGAGAAGAUUGUUUACAUAUGUUCCGCUUAAAUAGCAUUGGGAGCCCUCAGGCUAGACCAGGCAUUAUGACAGAAGCAGAGAUCCAUAGACUGACCUUCAGGAAGAGGAGUUGGAUUCAACCAGCAAGCCCCUCUGAAAAAGACCCAGUAGGUUGUGAACAACAUGAGGCUCCAGUAAAGAAGUUCAUCUUUGGGCAGCAUACAUUUCCUACUCAUCCAGUAUCUGGAGAAGAAGAAAAGAGGAUUGAUAUUGUGGACAAGCAGCAGAGGACUGGACAGAUAGAGCCAUUUUGGAGUUGUCGAUCGGGGUUGACAGCAAAAGAUAGCAGUGAGUCUGUUUUGGAAGACAUCUCAAAAGAGGCCAGAGCUGACCAAGCUGUGAUCAUACAAGUGCAGCAUAGUAAUCAUAUGUCUAAUGUAGAGAAACCAACAUCUAAGUCUGAGGACCUGGAGAGCAGCCAUUACUGGCAAAAUAGCAGAAACUCUGAAUUGUCACUUCCAGUGGAAAGCUGUGUACAUGCUGAAAUAUGUGGAAGUGUCUCUGUCCUCGAAUGUGUGCCUGACACACCUGUUAGGUCAGGUGAAAUACUGGACUCAGUGGAGGAAAAAGAAGACUGUGGCUCUGAAAGAAGAGAGAUUACCAAGAGCAGAACAAAUUCUCCCCAGCCAGUUGAGAAUACAUUUCUGAUGCCUGUUGGAGAGAGAGAUGGAAAGGUGGAAUCCACAGGACCCCCCACCAGUGAUGGAAUGCAGCACAGCAUCCAGACCCACUCUCAGGCUGGUGAGAUGAAAUCAUUUCCAAAGCAUAAAUGUGAACCCCCUGGACCCUCACAGGAAGCUCCUAAGAUCAUUUCAUCACAUGAGUUGAGCAAAAAAACACUCGGAGCCCUCAGGUUCCCCUCGCAGCUCUUCCACAAGGCAAAAGUAAAGGGCUCAAUAAAACUCUUAAAACCAAAACUUCUACAGCCCAAUGUCAAGAUGCAGAGACAUCCUCUCCGACCACAGAAAGAAUUAAAGAGUCAAGGAUGCAAUAAACCAAAUCACUCCAAAUCCCCAAAGCUCUCUGAUCCAAGUCUGUCAGGAUCCAAACGAAGCAAUGAAAUGCCUUCAGAAGCAGACAGAAAAGAAGAUGGAACCACAGCAAGCACUAAAGGGGCCUUUAGUUUGACCUCUGAUCCCAGGGUGUGUGACACAGGACGUCUCUCACAAGAGGAGAGAGAGUGUUUGUUAGAGGAGGCAGGAAAAGUCAAAGCAUUUGUUGUUACCAUGGUAUACCAAGAUGGCACCAUACAAUUGGACCCAGAACAGAAGCUGAGCCCUUCAGUGUGUGGCCUUCUGGUUCUGCUAAAGAGGGAAUUGGAUUCCGAGGGACCACAGGACAGACCACCAGAGAGGGUGCUGUACCUUAGACUAGACCAGGCACCAGCUUGGGCCCAACAAGACUAUACACAAAAGCAGGAUGUCUUUACCAGAGAGAUGCUCAUGCAGAUGCUGUGUGACACAAAGCCAUUUGUAUGCUUUAAAGCUAAAGACCUGCUUCGCACAGCACUGAAACACUUCAGCAAAGACUUGAGCUGGAAACAAGUGUUGGGAUGUCAUGUGAUGGAUCCUCAGAUUUCAGCAUGGUUGUUAGAUCCUGCCAAUUCUGCGUCCUGCUUCCAGACCCUGCUUUGCAAGCACUACUCACAUUCAGUUACGUCCACAUCACUGCAACCUGUGCUUGGGCAAGCCAAGGUUACUCAAGUGAUCUCAAACUUGUCUCUCUUAUACAAUCUAAUGGUGGAACUGCAUAACAAGCUUCAGACUCAGGGGCUGUGGCAGCUCUAUUCUGGCAUAGAACAAAAGAUGAUUCCAAUUCUGGCAGUUAUGGAAAGCUAUAAAAUGCAUGUGGACAAGGAGGCCAUGAAAAAUACUUCAGAGUUGCUAGGGUCUAAGCUGAAGCAGUUAGAGCAGGAGGCUCACCAGGCUGCAGGUCAGAAGUUCUUGGUGUCCAGCAGUGCACAGCUCAGACUGAUCCUAUUCGAGAAGCUGCGCUUACAUGAACUUUGUGAGAAUAAAAAGCUUCCCAAAACAAUCAAAAAACAGCAGUCCACAUCAGAAACAGCACUAUUACAACUACAGAAUCUGCAUCCACUGCCAAAAAUCAUACUUGAAUACAGACAGAUUCACAAAAACAAGACUGCAUUUGUGGAUGGCAUUUUGUCUUGCAUGAGCAAGACGUUCAUUUCUUCCACAUGGAAUCAGACAAGUACAGUGAGCGGCAGACUGUCUGCUAAACAUCCUAAUUUUCAAGCUCUUCCGAAGCAGCCACUGCAGAUUUCUAAGGAACAGUACAUCCAAGGAAAGAUCUCUGACGUAGUGACUGUCCACCCACGUGCCAUGUUCAUUCCACGAGAGGGUUGGACUUUCCUCUCUGCAGAUUUCUGUCAGGUGGAGCUGCGUCUCUUGGCUCACCUAUCAGCUGACCCACAGCUGCUGAGAAUCUUUCAGAACACUGAAGCAGACGCCUUCACCAUGCUGGCAGCUCAGUGGAAGGGUGUGAGUGAGGACAGAGUAAGUGUGGAGGACAGAGAGCAUGCCAAGCGUAUCGUCUACUCUGUGGUUUAUGGAGCUGGAAGAGAGCGGUUGUCUUGUAUUCUGGGUGUGAGUACAGAGGAGGCCAGUCGUUUUCAGGACACUUUCCUACAGACGUACAGAGAGGUGCCGGCCUUCAUCCAGCACACCAUCCAGAACUGCCACAUACACGGUUUUGUCAAGUCCAUAAUGGGAAGGCGCCGUUCCCUCCCUCACAUUCACUCCACUGACUGGAGCCUUCGAAACCAAGCAGAGAGACAGGCCGUCAACUUUGUACUACAGGGCUCAGCUGCAGACCUAGCCAAAAUGGCAAUGAUCAAAAUCUGCUCUCAAGUGGCUUCUGCCUCUUACACUGUCAGGCUGGUGGCUCAAAUCCAUGAUGAGCUGCUGUUUGAAGUGGAGUUCUCACAAUUGGAGCAGUUUGCUGUGUUGGUGAAGAAGACCAUGGAAUCUCUUCAGCACAUUGAAAAUUUGGGAGUGAAUCUCUCUGUGCCCCUCAAAGUCUCAUUGUCCACAGGACCAUCAUGGGGUUCAUUGUGCGACAUGAACCUCCCCUGCACCACUACAGCUACUUCUCUCUGAGUCUCCUGCUCUUCCUCUCCAUCCCGUAACUAUGGUAACCGGGCAGCUGCAGUUCCCAAUUCUUGUUUCUCACUGAUGUAUCUGAGAGCAAUGGUAGGAGCAAGCUGGAUCGAACCAGUUCUUUUGGGGGAUGGGGGCUUCUCUUGAUUCAUUUUUAUCCUUUUACUGUUGGAUUCGGUUCUUCUCACCGUUAGAAGCUAGUAUCUCUUUGCACGAAAAUAGAAGUAGCUAUUAAAUCAGUUUUUUUGGUUCAUUUACACUGUUUGUACAUCUUAUGUUGACACAUGCUCUUCAAUACAUCUUUCAACAAAUAAUAAAU